This is a messenger RNA of Nematostella vectensis (starlet sea anemone), 2604 nucleotides long. RefSeq lists its product as uncharacterized. Lineage: Eukaryota; Metazoa; Cnidaria; Anthozoa; Actiniaria; Edwardsiidae. The transcript is spliced from 5 exons. The coding region runs from base 286 to 951 and encodes 221 amino acids. Gene Ontology annotation, molecular function: sequence-specific DNA binding; protein binding. The record is from RefSeq and is a predicted model, not a curated record.
UUGACUUCAUAACCUAUUAUUAGAGCAUGGAAAUGCACCGUGCUAACAUUGCAGACGAAAGAGGCCAUUAGCGAAAUUUCCUAGUUGAAUUAUCUUCUCUAGGGAACUGAUUACUACUUCCAACUUACAGAAAGAAUACGUUUGCAAAACCGAGGAUAUAAGAAAAUUUCAGAUUUUUUGAACGCGUUUACAGUCUCGCUGAAUUCGACACAAGUCACGAACGCUUCCCCCUCUGUGUUCAUACAAGGACACAUUCAAUUCUAUUGCUGAUGAGCUGACGAAGGCAUGGCAGAAACAGCUAUCAUCCGAGUUCUAAUCGAUGAUGGAACGCCAAGACUUCCUUUCCCCUUGCGCAUUCAACUGAAUCUAACAGUUCUACGCCUGAAACAGUUGAUAGAAGCCCAGGAAGGCUUUGGAAUAAGCGAGCAAGAGGUCCAUUUUCAAGGAAAUCAGCUUGUGGAUGCUCUAACUCUGGGACAACAAGGGGUUCUUGAUGGGAGCCACCUAGAUCUCCGAGUGAACUUUCAAGAAAUUCCUUCACCAACACGUAAAAAGGGUAGCACAUCAUCUGGGGAAGACUGUGUUGUACCAGAUAUUGACGAUGAAGACAAUGUCUUCAAUUUUGAGCAACCCAGAGUUCCUCCAGAUCCAAGGCUAUGGAGUAAGUGGGAUGUUCUUGAAUGGCUAAAAUGGGCAACAGAGCGGUACAAUGUCAAGGAUGUCGCAGCUGACAAAUUCCUCAUGAAUGGAAAAGGGAUUUGUAUGCUUCCACCAGAGGGAUUUGUGUACCGUGUACCACGUGGUGGGGAUGUGCUAUACAAUGACUUUCACAAGCGUUUGAAGGCUGCAACUGAACAAUCGCGGCAUCUGCAAAGCUUUCUUAAUUCUGGAAGGGUUCGUGGUAAUUCAAGUGGCAGUGGUCCAGCAUCAUCCUUUUACUACGUAUACUAGAGGUGUAUUAUUCUUUUAUUUAAGAUUAUGUACAGAACAAAAAAGAAGAUCAAGACUACCGAGUAAAAUUAUUGCAAAAGUGUGCAUGAAAUGUGCAGUAUUUAUAUUAAAGGCAUCAUGUAUAUAUGCAUAUCAUACAGAUAAAUAAGAGGCAGUUUAUUUGAGUCAGAAAGAAAGUAUAGAAUGUUUUUCCUCACUCAACAUUGAUUUGGGGUACUGUUUUAGACAUCAAGAAAAUAUUUUACUAUUUUACUAGUACUGUUCUUGUUUAUUUAGUUGACGCAAGCAUAUUCUCCCUGUAAUAUAGGGCUUAGGCCAAUUAUGCAGGAAGCAAGGCAGGAAGAGUACAUAUGGAUUUCAAAUAAAAAUUUAAAUAGUAAAGUACCCUUCCUAAAUCUAGGGUUGUUUUGGCGAUUCUGCCAUUUUGUUUAUAUCUGGGAUUUGGACCCCUCGACAAAGUUAAAGCAAUAUCAGUAUUGUAUCCUCAUUAUGGGACUUGAGAGUACACUUAUACUUUAUGGGGUUACAGGGUUUAAGGUUCAUUUUUUGAGUUAGCAUAUUAACUCUUAACUAUCCAAUUUUUCUUUUGUCAUAUUGUUCUGUAGUUACAAGGCUGUGGGAUAACCAUAAAAAUCUCCAUAAGGACAACAUUUAAUAGGAGUUAGCUACUUCUUAAAACCCUUUCUACUCGGGGUUGAGGCUAUUUUUAGAGUAGGCAGGGAAUUGGGAUUCAGUUUCCUUGUCCCAGAUCUUUAAAUUUAUCAGUGUUCUUGUAUUGGAUUGCAAGGAGCUGAGACAUCCAAAGCAGGCUGGGGAGUUUUAGGGUCUGUUUAAAAUCCUUCAUGUACAUAGUAUCGCAAAACUGCUUAACUCUUCAUUUUACACUCCAAGUGGUGUAAUUUUUAUCAGCAUAAGCAGCAAGAGUUGAAUUUAUUAGAAUCUAUUUCUGAGGCAUAUUAUCUCUUGGGAGUGCCAGGUUUGUUGUAAGUAGAGUGCUUGUCAUAACAUUCUUCCUGCUAACUGUGAACACUAAGAGAUAAUUUGCUAUUAUGUGUUCGAUAUAGACUCUCACUUUACGAUGAUCUUUAAUAGUUUGUUACAGUAGAACUCGCAUAAAAUAGGACAAGCUUGGACCUCUAAUGUAUAAGUAGAAAGCAACAGGUGAGUCCUGUUCAUUGUGAGUUCUACUGUAUGGUUUUAAAAGUUGCUGAGCUAGAAAAAUGUUGCUUGUGUUAUGUUUUCUAGUUUAGCCAGGGCUUUAGAAUUUUCAUGUAUCAUUUUCAUUGGAACUGAUUGACAUCGGAUCAACUUGUGAUUCUUUCCUUUGCAUAUAGUUAUUUUGGGUAGGUGGAAAGUUUAAUUGAUCAGAUGCUAAAAGAUACAUACAGACAUGCAUACACAUAGCAGUGUGCAUACCCCCCUCCCCUCCCCCCUGGCCACCAAAAAGCUGGUCAUUUGUUAUUGAAGGAAUGACUGCGCACCCUCUAAGCCAAUCCUGAGUAUGCGCCUAUCGCCAAUCUGAUGCAUUCUCUUCUUUCUCAAUCUUAAAGCAUCUGAUCAAUCAAACCGGUAGAUAGGCUUCUCUUAUCCUACAGCUAUGUAUAUCCAGCAGCAGUAAACGGCAAAAGUCAAAUAAAGGCAUUGACAAGGUGA